Messenger RNA from Aspergillus steynii IBT 23096, 441 nucleotides. RefSeq lists its product as uncharacterized. Lineage: Eukaryota; Fungi; Ascomycota; Eurotiomycetes; Eurotiales; Aspergillaceae. The transcript is spliced from 2 exons. The coding region runs from base 44 to 346 and encodes 100 amino acids. The record is from RefSeq and is a predicted model, not a curated record.
CACAUAGCCUCAAAAUCCACAGCACAACACCGCAGGAUCAACCAUGCCCAGCCUCCAAGAAAUCACCACCCUCAUCAACAAAGCCUCUCCCUUCAUGUUCAUCUCCUUUCUGCUCUUCAGCAACGCCUUCCAUUACUACGUCGGCACCACUGAUUCCGAAUUCAUACUCUCCCAGAAUCUAAGCGUGCUCGUCGCCUUGGCGGGUGUUUAUAUUAGGGAUUCGUUUCCGGGAAAUGCUAAGCUUAAGCUGUUGAGUAGCGUUACUACGACUGUGGCGUUUAUCUUCAUGCCCAAGCCUUAUUUGGUUUUGAUUCCUGGUUUCAAGGAGUGGUGGGGUACAAAAUAGGGCUGUACUCGUGGCUAAGAUUGGUUUGAUUGCUAGGUUCGAUGUUGCCUGUUGUUUACUAGUCGCGUUAUUUGAUUGGGGAUAGGGAUCUACAC